Dreissena polymorpha is the source of this 310-nucleotide messenger RNA. Its product is annotated as clustered mitochondria protein homolog. Bases 1 to 285 code for a protein of 94 amino acids. The record is from RefSeq and is a predicted model, not a curated record. NCBI's taxonomy places the organism in Eukaryota, Metazoa, Mollusca, Bivalvia, Myida, Dreissenidae. The transcript is spliced from 2 exons.
AUGACUACUAAGAGUUCUCAACAUUUUCAUGACAUAUCUGAGGUAAAGAAAGUAGUCACAGGUGAGGACAAGGAUGGUAAAGACUCCCUGGAGACAGAUGAAGCCAAGAAGAUUGUGAAGGCUCUCACUGGAAACGAGAAUCAGACCAUUGAAGAGAGCAGUCGAGACAUUGUGAAGAAGGCAGCCAUCGCAAUGGGAUCUCUCAGUGACACUGAGUUCAAUGUGACCUUCAACCCGGACGUAUACCAGUCCCAUGUGAACACGCUGACCCCGAGAGUGAGCUGAGUCGAGGGAAUGGGGAUAGGACCAA